AUGGAAAGAAGGUGGACCCAAGCACAGAUGAAGACAAGGAUAAGAAUUGAUAAGAGUAGUAUUUUGAAAAUGACUGCAAUGAUGGCUGAUGGACAAGUUACAAAGUAUAAUUGUAUAAAAGUUCAGAGUGAGAACGAUAUUUUUCGGUGCAAUAGUUACACGAACUUAAAUUGGGAUGAUUUUGAAGAAGUUCUUACAAUGGAUGAGCUGGUUGGUGGUGCUAUUGUGUCUUAUAUGAUGGUGUUGUUUAACAAAAUCAAGUAUGGCCCACCAGAAAGAGAUCAUGGAAUUUGCUUUGUGAACCCGUCUGUAAUCUUGCCAAGUACGCGUAAAGGGAAAUAUAAGAAUAUUGAUGAUGCAAGUAGAGGUGUUGCAGAUCGGUUUGUCUACUAG
Lactuca saligna is the source of this 393-nucleotide messenger RNA. The record is from the annotation of a GenBank genome assembly. NCBI's taxonomy places the organism in Eukaryota, Viridiplantae, Streptophyta, Magnoliopsida, Asterales, Asteraceae.